AUGGGCUUACGAAUGUUUAAAAAAAAAUGUUUGGGCACCUAGCAUGAUUGGAUACACAUCACAAGUGUAAAUUUGCUAGAAACAAAGAAAAUGUGAAUGGAAAUAUUGACUUAUUAUAUAUUUUGGAUGUCAUUAUAUUAUUAUUUUAUUUUAUGAGGAAAAAAACCACAAUGCGAUGGCUAGAAAAAUUCACAUCUAACCCAUAAUAUUAACAGGAAUCUUGACACAUUUUGGUCAGUCCUGAACCACGUGACUUGAUAAUGAUGUGGGCCAGAUCUAAAUGAUGUUAUAUAAAGUAUCCUAUCAAGAAGAUACUGGCGGUCGCUCUCCAACCUGGUCGCUUCCCUCCUCAACUCCAUCCAAUCGAUCGCCUCUUUGCUGCUCCUGCUCUUCCUCUUUAUCAUUAUCUUUGCUCUCCUGGGCAUGCAAGUCUUCGGUGGCCGCUUUAACUUUAAUCCGACUGAAGAUAAACCACGGCAUAAUUUUGACAACUUCGUUCAGGCCAUGUUGACAGUGUUCCAGAUCCUGACUGGUGAGGACUGGAAUGUUGUGAUGUAUGAUGGAAUCCGUGCCUAUGGUGGAGUAGCAACUCCAGGCAUUAUUGCCUGUGUCUACUUCAUCAUUCUUUUCAUCUGUGGCAACUACAUCUUGCUCAACGUCUUCUUGGCCAUUGCUGUCGAUAACUUGGCUGAUGCAGAUGCACUGGGGGAUGCUGAAGAGGAGGAAGGCAAAGAAGGUGAAGAGGGUGGAGAGGGAGAUGAAGGAGAGAGAGAAAGAAUUAAAAUGGAAGGAGAAGAUGGCAUGGAAGCUGAGGAGAAGACUGCACUCAAUCAUAUAGCUUUAAGAGAUGGGGAUGCUGCAAGCCAUGCCAAAGUUCACCUAGAAAUGGAUGAGGAUGAUGAUGGAGAGAAAUAUGAUGAUUAUGAGGGUGAUGACCUCGGUGAAGAAGAAGAGGAUGAUGGCGAUGGAGAGGAACGCCCACAAGGAAUGCGGCCACGUCGUGCCUCGCAACUUAGUACUGCCAACAAAGUCAAGCCUUUGCCCCCGUACUCCAGCUUUUUUAUUUUCUCCCACACAAACAGGUUCCGUGUGUUCUGCCAUGCAAUCUGCAACCACAGUCUCUUCAGUAAUGUCAUUCUUGUCUGCAUUCUCAUCUCAUCUGGCAUGUUGGCUGCUGAGGACCCUCUUCGCUCUGACUCUCAACGUAAUACCAUCUUGAACUACUUCGACAUCUUCUUCACAUCAGUGUUCACGGUUGAAAUCUUCUUGAAAGUUGUGUCCUAUGGCUUCAUCUUGCACAAAGGAGCCUUUCUUCGUUCUGCAUUCAAUGGCUUGGAUCUCUUGGUUGUGGCUGUCUCUCUCAUCUCAUUUUCUUUCAACCGCGACCUCACCACCAGGGACGGAGCUAUUUCGGUGGUGAAGAUCCUCCGUGUUCUCCGUGUUCUCAGGCCACUCCGUGCCAUCAAUAGGGCCAAAGGACUUAAGCACGUAGUUCAGUGCGUCAUAGUGGCUAUUAAGACCAUUGGCAACAUCAUGCUGGUUACCUGCCUUCUCGAGUUUAUGUUUGCAGUAAUCGGAGUUCAGUUGUUCAAGGGCAAGUUCUUCCGCUGUAACGACAGGUCCAAAAUCUUGGAGUCUGAUUGUAGGGGUCAGUUUAUCGUCUACCAUGAUGGAGACAUUACUAAGCCAAUGGUGGAGAAGAGAGUCUGGGAGAAAAAUGCCUUCCACUUUGACAAUGUAGCAAAAGCUAUGUUGACACUCUUCACUGUGUCCACCUUUGAGGGCUGGCCUGGGUUGUUAUACGUGUCCAUCGACUCCAACUCCGAAGAUGUUGGUCCACUUCACAACUACCGCCCAAUGGUAGCUGUCUACUACAUCAUAUAUAUCAUCAUCAUUGCCUUCUUCAUGGUUAACAUCUUCGUUGGUUUUGUUAUCGUCACAUUCCAGAGCGAAGGUGAACAAGAGUACAAGAACUGUUGCCUCGAUAAAAAUCAGAGAAACUGCAUAGAAUUUGCUCUCAAAGCCAAACCAGUUAGACGGUAUAUCCCCAAGAACCGGUUCCAAUAUAAAAUUUGGUGGUUUGUUACCUCACAGCCAUUUGAAUAUGCUAUCUUCGUCCUCAUCAUGCUCAACACUGUCUCUUUGGCAAUGAAAUUUCGAGGGGAACCAGAAAUUUACACUCAUGCCCUUGACAUUCUCAACCUCAUCUUCACUGCUGUCUUUGCUCUUGAAUUUGUUCUCAAGAUAAUGGCCUUCAGGUUCAAGUAUUACUUUGGUGAUGCCUGGAACGUGUUUGAUUUCGUCAUUGUCCUUGGCAGUUUCAUUGAUAUCGUCUAUUCAGAAGUCAAUAAACUAGUGAGCAAUCAGGCGCAGGCGGCUGCAGAGAAUUUGGGCGCCGAGUACUACAGGACCAGAAAGCAAGAGAACCCACCGGAUUGGCCGGGAUCUAACCUCUUCUCAAUCAACUUCUUCCGUUUGUUCCGUGUCAUGCGUUUGGUGAAGCUCCUCUCCAAGGGUGAAGGUAUUCGUACACUACUCUGGACGUUUAUCAAGAGUUUCCAGGCCCUGCCUUAUGUUGCUCUUCUCAUCCUCCUCCUCUUCUUCAUCUAUGGAGUCGUCGGCAUGCAGGUAUUCGGAAAGAUUGCAUUAGACUACGAAACGCAGAUCCAUCGUCAUAACAAUUUUCAGACAUUCUUUCAAGCAGUAAUGGUACUCUUCAGAUCAGCAACAGGUGAGGCAUGGCAAGAAAUCAUGUUGUCAUGUUUACCGCCGGAUGCUAAAUGUGACCCACUGUCUGAAGACUUCCCAAAUGCUCGCACCUGUGGCUCAAUGGUAGCAUAUCCUUACUUCAUAUCUUUCUACACCCUCUGUUCAUUCUUGAUCAUCAACCUGUUCGUUGCUGUCAUCAUGGACAACUUCGACUAUCUUACACGUGAUUGGUCUAUCCUUGGCCCACAUCAUCUAGAUGAAUUCAUCACAUUAUGGUCAGAGUAUGACCCUGAUGCAAAGGGCAGAAUUAAGCACCUGGAUGUGGUAACUCUUCUCAGGAAAAUAUCUCCUCCUUUAGGAUUUGGAAAACUAUGUCCAUAUCGUGUAGCAUGUAAACGUUUAGUGGCCAUGAACAUGCCUCUAAAUACAGAUGGAACAGUGAUGUUCAAUGCAACACUUUUUGCCUUAGUUAGAACAUCUCUAAGAAUUAAAACAGAGGGCAACAUUGAUGAUGCCAAUGAAGAGUUGAGAGCUGUCAUUAAGAAGAUCUGGAAGCGUACAAAUCCUAAACUUCUGGAUCAAGUAGUGCCACCAGUUGGAGGUAUGAUUACUCUCAUCAUCAGUUGGAAGUACGAUUAAUCUCUCUAUGGUGGA
Molecule: messenger RNA, 3363 nt
Organism: Cherax quadricarinatus
Lineage: Eukaryota; Metazoa; Arthropoda; Malacostraca; Decapoda; Parastacidae
Source: RefSeq, a predicted model, not a curated record